Molecule: messenger RNA, 7039 nt
Organism: Oreochromis niloticus (Nile tilapia)
Lineage: Eukaryota; Metazoa; Chordata; Actinopteri; Cichliformes; Cichlidae
Product: semaphorin-5B
Exons: 23
Coding region: 235-3513 (1092 amino acids)
Biological process (GO): axon guidance; semaphorin-plexin signaling pathway; neural crest cell migration
Cellular component (GO): plasma membrane
Molecular function (GO): chemorepellent activity; semaphorin receptor binding
Source: RefSeq, a predicted model, not a curated record
CUGCCUCGCCCUGCCAUCACAGAGCUGCAGCAGAGUGCACAGCUGUGGACGGCGGGUCUGCAGCGAGUCCUGCAUCUGUCUCAGAGCCCGCAUAACUUCCCUCACCGUGAAUCCUGUGAUGACCCAAAGCGCCGGGAUCUGUGCCACGCUCGUUCAUCUGCCGAAUCUGUCUGGUGCUGAUGGUGAACUAGUGAUUCCUGAGGUCCUGAUAGAAGACUGGAUGCGGUUGUAACUAUGGUAACAUCAGGGUGGGGGGUAUGGGCCCUCUCCCCCUGUGGCCUUGUGCUGGUCAUCUCUUUAUCCAUGUGUCUGUCAGAGGAGCCUCACAUCAAGCCUGCAGACUGCAGCAGAAAGGAACAUCCUGUUGUUUCCUACCAAGCAUUGAGGUCUUGGGUGUCUGAGUUCUCACAUCCAGGUGCAAAGGACUUCUCCCAACUUGCUUUGGACCUGAGACGAAACCAGCUUGUUGUAGGAGCAAGAAAUUUCCUCUUCAGACUGAGUUUGAAUAAUACCUCCCUCAUACAGGCAACAGAUUGGGCAUCCGAUGAAGACACAAAGCGCUCAUGUCAGAGCAAAGGCAAAUCGGAGGGUGAAUGCCAAAACUAUGUACGGGUUUUGCUGAUAAGCGGAAGGACGCUCUUCACAUGUGGGACCAAUGCUUUUACCCCUAUCUGCAUAACCAGGCAGAUUUCUAACCUCAGUCAGGUGUUAGACACUGUGAAUGGUGUUGCCCGAUGUCCCUACGACCCGCGUCACAACUCCACUGCCAUGAUCACAGAAAAGGGCGAGCUGUAUGCUGCCACAGUGAUUGAUUUCUCUGGACGUGACCCAGUGAUCUACAGGAGCCUGGGCAACAUGCCGCCCCUGCGCACCGCCCAGUACAACUCUAAAUGGCUCAACGAGCCUCAUUUUGUGUCCGUUUAUGAAAUUGGUCGUUUUGCCUACUUCUUCCUGAGGGAAACUGCGGUGGAAAAUGACUGUGGGAAAAUGGUGUUCUCUCGAGUGGCUCGGGUCUGUAAGAAUGAUAUGGGUGGACGCUUUCUACUGGAGGACACCUGGACCACCUUCAUGAAGGCUCGCCUCAACUGCUCACGCUCAGGAGAAAUCCCCUUUUACUACAACGAGCUCCAGAGCACCUUCUACUUACCUGAGCAAGAUCUGAUUUAUGGCAUUUUUACCACUAAUGUAAACAGCAUAUCAGCUUCUGCUGUCUGUGCUUUUAAUCUGAGUGCCAUCACCCAAGCCUUCAAUGGACCAUUUCGAUACCAGGAGAACCCGCGCACUGCUUGGCUGUCCACUCCAAACCCUAUACCCAACUUUCAGUGUGGCACAUUAGAGGAGGGCGCCAAUGGGGGAAACCUGACAGAGCGCAGCCUCCAGGACGCCCAGCGGCUCUUCCUCAUGAACGACGUGGUCCAGCCAGUCACCGUCAACCCCCUGCUCACCCAGGACAACCUGCGUUUCUCUAAGCUGGUGGUGGAUAUCGUGCAGGGCCGACACUCUCUCUACCACGUCAUGUACAUCGGCACGGAAUAUGGCACCAUUCUGAAGGCUCUCUCCACAACCAAUAAAAGCCUGCAUGACUGCUACCUGGAGGAGCUCAGGAUCCUGCCCGAAGGGAAAGUGGGGCCAAUAAAGAGUCUGCAAAUCCUCCACAAUGACAGAUCAUUGUUUGUGGGCCUCGAUGACAGAUUGGUGAAGAUCCCAUUAGAGCGCUGCUCCAGCUACCCGACUGAACGCUCCUGCAUGGAGGCCCGGGACCCUUACUGUGGCUGGGAUCAUAAACAGAAGCGGUGCACCACCAUCGAGGAGAGCUCCAACAUGAACCAGUGGACGCAGAACAUCACUGAAUGCCCCGUGAGGAACCUGACUCAGGAUGGUGGUUUUGGUCCUUGGAAGCCUUGGCAGCCUUGUAACCACGAUGAUGGCGAUGGCUCCAUCAGCAGCUGUUUGUGUCGGUCGCGCUUUUGCGACGGACCGGUGGCCAGAUGUGGAGGGAUCGAAUGCAAGGGCCCGACGAUCCAGGUGGCAAACUGCUCCAGGAAUGGCGGCUGGACUCCCUGGUCAUCGUGGGGCCAGUGUAGCAGCAGCUGUGGCAUUGGGUUUGAGGUGAGGCAGCGCUCCUGCAAUAACCCCGCACCUCGCCACGGCGGUAGAGUCUGUGUUGGCCAGGGACGGGAGGAAAGGCUGUGCAAUGAGAAAAAGCCAUGCCCACUUCCCAUAGUGUGGACUGCGUGGGGACCCUGGGCUCACUGCAGUGCUGACUGUGGUGGGGGGGUCCACUCCAGGACCAGAACCUGUGAGAACGGAAACAGCUGUCCUGGAUGUGCUACGGAGUACAAAGCCUGUAACCUGGAGGCUUGCCCUGAAGUUCGUCGUAACACCCCCUGGACCCAGUGGAUGCCCGUCAAUGUAAGCCAAGACGGGUCACGGCAGGAGCAGAGAUUCAGGUACACCUGCCGGGCACUUCUGCCGGACCCCCAGCAGCUCCAGCUGGGCAGGAAGAAGGUGGAGACCCGUUUCUGCCCCAACGACGGAUCUGGAGCUUGCCAGACUGACUCUUUGGUUGAAGACCUAAUGAAGACAAGUGUCCGAACUUCAUCCCAGCCACAAGGUGCCCGAUGGGGAUCCUGGGAAACGUGGUCCAGCUGUUCCCAGCAGUGCUCCAGAGGCUUCCGAACUCGGAAACGCAGCUGCUUGACGAUAGAGGGGAGGAUCAACCCCAGCGCCUGUGUGGGAUCGCCGGUGGAGUAUCAGGACUGCAACACUCAACCGUGUCCAGUGAAUGGAGCCUGGUCUUGCUGGUCUGCCUGGUCCCAGUGCACGUCCAGCUGUGGAGGCGGGCACUACCAGAGGACUCGGACAUGCAGCAGCCCACCCCCUGCCAACGGAGGAGAUAUCUGCAUAGGCCUGCAUACUGAAGAGGCCCUUUGUAAUAUACACGCCUGUGAGGUUUGGGGUGAAUGGACAGAGUGGGGGGACUGUGACGAUGAGGGCCUGCAGCAUCGCACCCGCCGCUGCGAUGAGAACCAAGAGGCUGAGGUCAGUCUCUGCCAGGGCAACGUCACCCAAUCUAGGCCGUGCCAGCCUCACGAGGUGCCGGUCAUUUUGCCCGGUCAGGAGGACCAGAGCUGUGGAACCUUUACCUUGUUCCAGCUGGCAGCUGUGGGCUUAGCCAGUUUCUUUGCAGCAGCCCUCCUGUCAGCUCUGGUCUUCACAUACUGUCACCACCUGAACCGACCAUCGGCAGAGUCAGCGGUUAUCCACCCGAGCACACCCAACCACCUCACCUACAACAAGCAGGGCAACGCCACGCCAAAGAAUGAGAAGUACAUCCCCAUGGAGUUCAAGAUGCUGAACAAGAACAACAUUCAUGUGAACGAUGAGACGUGCAACCAUUUCCCCUCCCCGGUGCCCUCAGGUAAUAUGUUUGCCACCACCUACUACCCUUCCAGUUUGAGCAAGUACGACUUCCAUCCAGACUCGCCCUGCAGGACCUACAUGCACAGCUGAGAGGAGGCCGGGCUUCAGCCAACAAACUCAUCCACCAUGAUGUGCUUGUCAUUCAAAAAUCAGAGCAAAGUCUUAAAUAGUCUUAAGGUAAACACCAAAAUGAUUUCUAUUAGAUUUAUUCAUGAAAUACCCAAAUCUUUGGCCAUGCAAGUCAUUUUGGUUUUGGACUAUUUCGUUGCUUUAUCAUUAUUAUUAUUAUCAUUAUUGACCAUAGCACUGAGAUUAUAAAGAUUUCGAGUAUAAAUCACUCAGAUGUAAAAUUCCUGUUAAAAAUCUGACCCGUCUGCGCAUCAUCUCCCUGCACGAUUUGUCAUUUUACCCUAACAAGAAUAAAUGUCUGUCAGCCCAAAAACCCCGCAGUCAGUCAAUGUGGACUGUGUGGUGCUGUAACUAGGGAAGAUUUAAUUUAUUAAUCCCAGAUUUGGGGACUAAUAAUCUUCAAAAUAAGGUCAAUUGUGUAAAUAUAAAGGAAGAACCGAAACAAAGGUGAUCCCAAAUCACAGUUCACAUAUAAAGAAGCUACUGAGAGCACAUCUUGAGUGUCUUUUUAGUUUUCCGCAUCUAUAGGAAGUUCUUUAAAUUCUUAUAUUUUGAUGGUACUUUGACGGUAUCCCACAAAAGCCGGCAGCCUUUUCAUUUCCUCCCUUUCUUCACUAUGUAGCUGUCUGUUUUGUUAGAGCCAGAAUGAGAGGUGACUGGUUUACUGAUUGCAGAGACUAUGAGCCAGUCACCAAGAACGAGCUGUGGGUGGUCCGAUCGAUCCGGCCCUUGUUUCAGAUGUUGUGCGUGCAUCUGUUCGUGAGCCACAGUGCAUCAACUUUUACCUCCCAGAGGAGGACUUGUUUUUUUUUUUUAUUAAGGCUCGUUUGUUCUCUGAUGAAACCACCAAUUACAGGGAUCCCCCCUGUCUACUUACUUCACCCUCCCUGAAGUGCCCUGGUCGUGCUCAGGGUGCCAGAAAGCAGAACCCAAACCUCCAGGGCUUGAACUCCACUGACAUUGUGUGUAACUGGAUCCACUGGACUUUUACGCUGGUUAUGAGGCCUUUAUGCAAUUUUGGCCAGCACCUUCUCUAGACGGCUUGGGCACUAAGUUUGUAAAGACUGAUUUCCAUGAUAAAAAAACAGAUCCAUGAAAUGAUGGGUAUUAAGGAACAUCUCCACUCUGAAUAAAGCUAAGAAAUUAACAGACUUGCAGCUUAUUUGCUUUAAUUUUCAUAGUUAGCUGGCAAAACGAUGGACAGGAAUCCUGAAGAGGACAUUUUUGACACGCUUGACUUCGUACUGUACAUUGGUAAAAAAAGAAAAUGCAUGUUUGCCAACUUUUCUAUCAGCAGAAUGAACAAAUUAUUUUAGGGGUGUUCACAGAUGUCACUGUUUGUACUGGUGUCUCUGUCUGCUGAUUCAGCUAUGGAAAAAUAUGGGGGCGUACCGCCCCGAUUUUACAAGGCUACUGUUCAAAAAUCACCAAAAACAAUACAGCUGUUCAUGUAUAUUUCACAGAAUGUGAAUAAUUCAUUAGUCAGUGUUAGACUUUUCAAAUGAAUAUUAAUUUCAUGCAACAAAAUGUAACUUUUUUGUGAUUAACUUGCUUAUGGUGGCUACAAUUUUUGUUUUUAUUUAAUAGCAUAUACUGAAGUGACUGGGAAACAACUGCUGCCCCCAAAAAUACAAAAAUGUUUUGGUUUAUGUUUUGGUUCUGCACAAAUUUAAAAUGUAAAACUUUAAGAUGAUAAAAUUUGCUUAAACGUUGGUGUUUUCCAUUGAGGAAGACAACAUAGAAAAUAACUGGUUUCUCCCUGCACGUCUCUUAAUUCAAACCAUAUUGAUCAAAUUUUGAGGCUGCUGAAGUUCAAACUGAGCAACAGAAUGAGGAAGAACGAUGAAGGCAACAGUAACUCAAACCAAGUAUGCAGACGAGCAUAGGCUACAGCAGCAGAAGACCACUGGAUGCCAGUCCUGUCAGCUAAGAACAGAAAACUGAGGCUACAAUUAACACAAGCUCACCAAAAUUGGGGCAAAAGAUGGGAAAAAUGUUGCCUGAUCUGACGAAUCUCAAUUUGUAUUGUAACAUUCAGAUGGCAGGGUCAGAAUUUACCUUUAAUCAAACCUCAGCAGGUAGCUGAAUUGUGUGGGGAACAUUUUUUGUGACACUUUGGACCCCUUAAUACAGUCUUUUGCUUAAACUCCAUAGCCUGAGUAAUGUUGCUGACCGUGUUCAUCCCUUCAUCGCUAAACUGUACCCAUCAAUCUCUGAAGAAUGCUUCCAGCUCCUUUGUGAGUCUAUGCCACAAGGAAUUAAGACAGUUAUGAAGGCAAUAGGGAGUCAAACUUAUUGCUAGUAAGGUGUAUCUAAUGAAGUGGCCGGUGAGUGUAACUUACGUUGUCUAGCCACAUUUUGUCUCGUGAUGGCGUGUCUCAUUACUUGGACAACAUUGCAGGCACUUGUAUAAAUGUGUUUUUCAGCUAUUUGUUGCUUAUCUCUUUAAAUGGUGGGUAAUUUUUCUUACAAUGUGCCAUUUUUUUUACAUAAUAUAAAAUAUAACGUAAUACAUUUCCUGGGGAAAUUAUUAGGUAAAUAAACAGGGGCAUCUUUGGCACGGUUGCUCGGUUAAUUUUCCACUGUUAUCGGAAAGGAACAUGGAAACAAAAUCGUUGCUUUUAGCUGAAAAAGCUGUUAACAUAACUGGAUUGGAGGUGCACUGGUUGAUCACUGGCUCUGGUUUCCUGAUGAUUUGUGCCAGAUUCUGCUUUGAUUUGCCGAAAACAUUUCAAUUAAAGCCCAACCUCAAACUGCACUGCUGAAAAUUUCCCACAUAAAAGUCACUAUGAGAGGAAAUUGAAAAAUGUGUUGGCUUCUAGUAAUACCAAAAACACUUUGCACCCUUAACCUCUAAAUCAUAACAAAUUUGAACUGAAUUGUAUAUUUUUAUUUUAAAACAAAUAAACUUUACAAUAAAGUAAAGUGAUUUUUUUUGGUGUUAAAUCCAAGCACUGUGUUGUUAAUGAUAAAACGUAUAUUGCAUAUUUUGUGUCUCUAAUUUGUAAAUACCAAGAAGUGAAUGCACCGGUUUCUCAGCAUUUUUACACAGCAUGAAACAAAAAGCCCCGAUAGUACAAUAUGUGUGUUUAUAUACAAGUAACUGCAUGUACUGACAUUCUUUCAUGAAUAUACAGUCCAUGUUUGUGUAAAGUGUACAAAUGUUUGAAUGUAUUUAACCAAGAAAAUGGAAAUGUCUUUUUAAAAACGGUGUUCCUACCCUGUAUGCGGCAGAGAAAGUGAAGUUUUGUAUUUAAAGGCCGCUUUGGUGUCAAAUCUGAUUCACACUGGACACAAUUUAUCCUCAUAUUUUAAGAAAAGUCCCCGAAAUUGAUUUGUUUUGCUCCCAAAAACGCUUGUGUUAAAUAUGAUUGAUGUGACUUAACACUGCCUUUUGGACACUGUGAACUUUUGCUACUCUAUAUUUUUCUAUAAUGUACACUGAAAAAAACAAUGAAGAUGAAAAAAAUACAUUUUGGUGCCAAUA